AUGAUCGCUUCGGAGAGUACACUGGCGGCGCGCAAUCAGUGCACGAGCAGCGUGAUGGACCUGACCACGCACGCAAGAACUAACGGCGGCGACGAAAACGGCGGCACGAUGGGCGGCGGCGGCGUUGGCGGUGGAGGCGGUGGCGGUGGCGGUAACGGGGCGAACAGACCGGCAAAGUCCAUAUUUUCCAUAAGGAACCUGGUGAACGUCGACGACGGACCCUGCGGCGUCCACGACGAAUCUUCUUCCGACCGGAACGACAUGCGAGGAUCGCCGGAAUACAAGCGAAACAACAGUUUGAUGCAAAGCGGCGGAGGCGGUGAUCAACAGCAUCAGCAUCAGCAGCAGCAGCAGCAACACCAGCGACACCCUGUAUCGGUUACAGGGUACGACGAUAUCAUGUACCAGAGACGGCAACAGGCCGGCACCCCAAGCACGUUGAACGGCGGCGGCAGCGGCGGUGACGACGACGACUGUGCCGUUGGAGACUUGGACGAUUUUGGCAGCGGUACGCCUAAACGCAAGCAACGCCGGUACCGGACCACGUUCACAAGUUUCCAGCUGGACGAACUGGAGAAGGCUUUCGGCCGAACCCACUAUCCAGACGUGUUCACCAGAGAAGAACUAGCGUCCAAAAUCGGACUUACCGAAGCACGGAUACAGGUAUGGUUCCAAAACAGACGGGCCAAGUGGCGUAAGCAGGAGAAAGUCGGACCGCAGGCCCAUCCGUACAACAACAACCCUUAUUGCGUGGGCCCGAUGUCGGGCACGGCCAUAAACCCGUCGCCGAUGCCGUUCGGGCACAUGAGCGGCAUGCACAGACCGCCGCCCACCACCAUCGAGAACGGGUUCCUGCGAUUCCACCCGUCGGUGGCCACGUCGUCCGCGUCGCCGCCACCGCCGCCGCCGCCUUUGUUCCUGUCCCCGCACUACGCGGUGGCCGCGGCCGCGGCCGCAGCUUACGGCCGCCGUCCCGACCCGUCGGCCGCGCGCCCGCCGCAGUCGCAGCAACCGUCCCCGUCGGCGGUCCACGGGCUGCAGGCCGUCGCGUCGUCGCCCCAUCACCACCAGCACCACUUCAACAAUCUGCUGGCCAACAUGGCCAUGGCCGCGGCGGCCGCCAUGCGUCCCGCCGCCGCCGCGCACCAUCCCGCCGCAAUGAUGGCCAACGCCGCGGCCAUGCCGCCGCCGAGUCCCACGGGGUCCGCUUCCUCGUCGUCGGCGUCUUCGUCGUCGUCGUCCGCGGGCGGCCCCCGGGACGACAUCAUCGUCCGCCGGUCGUCCAGCAUCGCCGAACUCCGGCUCAAGGCCAGGGAACACAAAUUGGAAAUAAUGCGCAACAACAACAACAACAACAACAACGACACCGGCGGCGGCGACGGUGCCGGCGGAAUGGCCAACUCUUCGUAACCCAUGUCGUUGUUGACUUUGAAAAUCAUCAUUUUUUUAAGUUACUAAAAAAUUCCUUGUAUAUUUCCUUUAUUUAUAUUAAUAUUAUAUUAUAUUUUGUAUUUUUUAACGAAUGUACGUGUAAUUAUUAUUAUCAUCUUGUAAAUACCCACUCGGCGACAUUAUUGUGCAUUUAAAAUAAAAUUGUCUAGAAAAAAAAAAUUGUAUUAUUAUUAUCAUUACUAUUUAUGUUAUAUAACUAUUAUAUAUUGUGUUUCCGACCCAUCGUAUCGGUCGCUAACGUUGUACAUUUUUGUAUUGCUAUAUAAGUCCUAUUGAAGUGUUGAGAUCUAUGUUUAUUAUAAUAUAUAUCUAAUAUGAAUUCCGUUCGGUUAAGCAUACUUUUUUUGAGUUUGUAAACAAAAAAAAUUGUUCUCUCAUUUGAAAACCCGUAUACGAUUAAGUUGUAAUGUUACGAUGUGAUUUUUUA
Messenger RNA from Adelges cooleyi (spruce gall adelgid), 1879 nucleotides. RefSeq names its product homeobox protein aristaless-like. NCBI's taxonomy places the organism in Eukaryota, Metazoa, Arthropoda, Insecta, Hemiptera, Adelgidae. The transcript has 4 exons. Gene Ontology annotation, molecular function: DNA-binding transcription factor activity, RNA polymerase II-specific; RNA polymerase II transcription regulatory region sequence-specific DNA binding. Bases 1 to 1410 code for a protein of 469 amino acids. The record is from RefSeq and is a predicted model, not a curated record. Gene Ontology annotation, biological process: regulation of transcription by RNA polymerase II.